GGAAAACCCUAACCCUAACUUCCCCGCAGCGGAGGACGAAAGCCAGGGUUUUAGCGAGGGAGCGGCGACACAUCUAAUCAAACCCCUAACCCAUCUCGAUCUAUCCCUCAUCCGACCAUGAGCCGAUCGGGGCAACCCCCGGAUCUCAAGAAGUACAUGGACAAGAAGUUGCAAAUCAAGCUGAAUGCAAACCGUGUUGUUGUUGGGACUCUUCGUGGUUUUGACCAAUUUAUGAACUUGGUGAUCGAUAACACUGUGGAGGUCAACGGCAAUGAGAAGAACGAAAUUGGGAUGGUGGUAAUCAGGGGAAAUAGUGUGGUCAUGAUUGAAGCUCUGGAGCCGGUUGCGCGAACGCAAUAGCUUCGUUUUCGAUUUGAUGUUGUGUUCAGAACUCAACUAAUGUACAAUGAAAACAUAUGCUGGUGCUGUUAUGUAACUUGAUGAAUCGGUCAAUUUGCUCUGCUCUGUUAUUUGCAGUUCCAUAAAUAUCUUGAAACUUUCUUAGUUGCUAAUAUAUACCAUACACUCUAAGAAGUAUAGUUCUUAUUUAA
Messenger RNA from Ananas comosus (pineapple), 551 nucleotides. RefSeq names its product probable small nuclear ribonucleoprotein G. Gene Ontology annotation, molecular function: RNA binding. Gene Ontology annotation, biological process: spliceosomal snRNP assembly; mRNA splicing, via spliceosome. NCBI's taxonomy places the organism in Eukaryota, Viridiplantae, Streptophyta, Magnoliopsida, Poales, Bromeliaceae. The transcript has 4 exons. The record is from RefSeq and is a predicted model, not a curated record. Gene Ontology annotation, cellular component: U2-type prespliceosome; U12-type spliceosomal complex; U1 snRNP. The coding region runs from base 118 to 360 and encodes 80 amino acids.